This is a messenger RNA of Hevea brasiliensis (rubber tree), 1516 nucleotides long. Its product is annotated as probable UDP-glucosyl transferase 73B6. The record is from RefSeq and is a predicted model, not a curated record. Gene Ontology annotation, molecular function: UDP-glycosyltransferase activity. NCBI's taxonomy places the organism in Eukaryota, Viridiplantae, Streptophyta, Magnoliopsida, Malpighiales, Euphorbiaceae. Bases 19 to 1368 code for a protein of 449 amino acids. The transcript is spliced from 2 exons.
UCAUCUUUGCAAGAUCUAAUGGACAGUGAAAAAAGACAUGAGCUUCAUGUUUUCUUCUUCCCAUUCAUGGCUCAAGGCCAUAUCAUCCCCCUCAUAGACAUGGCCAAACUAUUUGCUUCGCGAGGCCUGAAGGCUGGAUUACCAGAAGGAUGUGAGCAAUUGGACUUGGUUACAUCACCUGAAAUGGGGAUAAAUUUCUUCAAGGCCACCACAAUGCUUGUUCAAUCACUCGAAGAGCUGUUGAAAGAGUAUCGUCCCAAUUGUCUAGUUGCGGAUACUUUCUUUCCAUGGUCAACUGGAGUUGCAUCCAAGUUAGGAAUUCCUAGAAUUGUUUUCUCUGGAACUUGUUUCUUCUCUUCAUGUGCUUCACAGUGUAUGAGAUUGUAUCAGCCUUACAAAAAGGUAUCAUCUGAUACAGAUCCUUUCAUCAUCCCCAAUUUUCCAGGCCAGAUCAAGUUGACAAGAAAGCAACUACCAGACUUUGUGAAAGAAGAAACUAGCUUCGCCGAAUUCUAUGAGCAAGUGAAAGAAGCAGAGCUUAAAAGUUUUGGGGUUCUUGUCAACAGCUUCUAUGAGCUCGAGCCCACUUAUGCUUAUCAUUUCAGGAAAGUCUUGGGAGCAAAGGCAUGGCAUAUUGGCCCAAUUUUCCUAUGCAACAGUAACAUUGAAGAUAAGGCAAAGAGAGGAAAAGAAGCUUCAAUAGAUGAAAAUCAGUGUUUGAAGUGGCUCAAUUCAAAGAAACACAACUCGGUUGUUUAUGUAUGCUUUGGAAGUAUUGCGAAAUUUCCUGCUUCACAACUUCUUGAGAUUGCAAUGGCUCUUGAAGAUUCCGGACAGCAAUUCAUCUGGGUAGUGAGGAAAAACAAGAAUGAUGUGCGGGAUAACGAAGUGUGGUUGCCUGAAGGAUUUGAGGAGAGAAUUGAAGGCAAGGGACUAAUCAUACGAGGGUGGGCACCGCAAGUAUUGAUUCUUGAACACGAAGCAGUAGGAGGGUUUGUGACUCACUGUGGAUGGAACUCUACACUUGAAGCAAUUUCUGCAGGAGUUCCAAUGGUAACAUGGCCAGUAUCUGCAGAGCAGUUUUAUAACGAAAAGUUGGUGACACAGGUUCUGGGAAUUGGGGUUGCCGUGGGUGCACAACAGUGGGCAAGAGUAGUAGAUGAUAGUGUGAAGAAAGAGGCCAUAAAGAAGGCAGUGACACAUCUUAUGGCCAGUGAAGAAGCAGAGGAAAUGAGAUUCAGAGCAAAAAAGCUUGGAGAAAUGGCAAGGAAAGCCAUUGAAGUAAAUGGAUCAUCUCAUUCUGAUUUUAAUUCCUUGAUUGAGGAAUUGAGGGUAAGUGAAUGUAGAAUGUUAUUAUUCCCAAUUUGAUUUGUUUUCACUUCCUUUCAGCGUGUUCUGAAUAAGGGAUUUUUUUUUUUUCAAUAAAAUUAUUGGAAAGCGAUUACCAUGAAGAUAGGUCCUGCUCGGUAUGGUAUGUUUACUGACGUUGUCAAGCAAGCGAUAGGCGAUCCAUACU